AUGGCUCAACCGCCAAUGCUCGAAAUUCGCAAGGAUGAAGCUGCUCCAAGCGAAGGUGUUGUGAACCUGCUUCCCUGCCGCGUCCAGCACACUGGUUCUCUUGGACCAUCAUCAGCUUACUGGAAUCCCAGCACAGACGAGAAUGACACUAGGACGGCCUAUCUUCGAGGCAGGAGGCUUCAGGGAAAGACCGCGAAAUUGCCUGCAAAUUAUCGAGGCCUUGUUCUUCAGCGAAAGGACGACGAGCAAAACGAUACCGAGCAACCGGAAGUCAUCGUGAUAGGAGAAGGCGGAGAUGAAGGCUCGGCUCCCAGACUGGGAGCGAUGCACGCCGUGACUGAAUUUGAUAAAAUGGUUGUAUGGUCGCAUGACGCAGUUACCGAUGCUUCGGUCGACCCCUACCUAAGAAGCGUCGAGGAGUGGCUCAAAGUGUCGGAUAGUAUACAUUCUUAUGACUCCGCGGAUAACGGAGAGUCGAAAUGA
Molecule: messenger RNA, 483 nt
Organism: Trichoderma virens Gv29-8
Lineage: Eukaryota; Fungi; Ascomycota; Sordariomycetes; Hypocreales; Hypocreaceae
Exons: 3
Coding region: 1-483 (160 amino acids)
Biological process (GO): RNA catabolic process
Cellular component (GO): ribonuclease H2 complex
Source: RefSeq, a predicted model, not a curated record